Molecule: messenger RNA, 657 nt
Organism: Gongylonema pulchrum
Lineage: Eukaryota; Metazoa; Nematoda; Chromadorea; Rhabditida; Gongylonematidae
Source: the annotation of a GenBank genome assembly
AUGAACAUUAGGAAACGUAACUUCGUUGAACCAAAACAAGAAGAGUUUGCUGCCGAGGCACAAAAUUGCGUGGCCCCGCCAGUCUCCGACAGUGCGGUCUGUCGUAUUCAGUGCAAGUUUCCGGAUGGUUCAGCACUGGUGCAUCAGUUCUCUGCAUCUGCUCCACUUUCUGAGCUCAUCGAAUUACUCAAAAAAGAUGGGCGUCAUGGCGAGGAUUUCUCUUUGGUGCAAAUGUAUCCAAGGCAAACACUUUCUGAUGCCACAAAAACAUUUGCAGAAUUGGGUUUGGUGCCGUCUGCGACAGUCCUUGUAGUUUCGCGCACUAUGGCGCUCACAUUCGGUGGUUCAAGAUGGAUCGAAUUUCUCCAUUAUGCAAUCAUUGCUCCAUUCCAAGCUUUAUAUCGUAUAUUGCUUUAUCUCAUUGGUUAUGGCACUACUGGUGGGGGUAAUGCAUCAGCUUCUGCUACCGGGUCGGGCCAUGAAGACAAACGAGGUACAAAUAUUUCUGAUAUAAAUCGCGUUACAACUGGCGGUAGACGAAAUCGUCGCGGCUAUGCAAGACAGGAAGGAAAUUUGACGCGCUUUCAUAACGAGGACGACUCAUCAAAUUCGGACGAUGAAGCGAGAUGGAACGGGAACUCAACGCAGCAGCUGUGA